AUGUCUAGCAGUCGCAAGAGACACCGUUCCGAAGUCGAUGACACCGCACUGGUAGACACCGCCAGACCGCCCAGAGAUGCGAAGGGACCAUUUCAGUCUCCUACGGCGGACUGCAUCCUCCGUUCAUCCGAUAAUGUCGAUUAUCGCGUACACAAACUCAUACUAUCGCUAGCUUCACCCAUCUUCGAAUCCAUGUUCUCUCUUCCUACACCAACACCCACCGAUAAAUCAGAUGGCGACUCAUCCACGCGAGACGGUCUUCCCGUUAUCCCUGUCCCCGAAACCUCGGCCAUUCUCAAUACUAUCCUAUGCCUUUGUUAUCCCACACAUCAUAAACUCACCAGGGAUCUGUCAAGCCUCAUGACUACGUACGAUGCCGCCGAGAAAUACUCCAUGGACGACAUCCUCCCUCGGCUCCAAGAACAGCUCAUCGAAAUUGCUGACUACAACACCAGUUCAGCUUAUGCGUUUGGCUAUCGCCACCAGCUCAAGAGUGUCGUCAUCGCUGCCGCCAUGGCCACGCUACCAAAGCCUCUUUCACAACUACCCUCUUCCCCUGAACUGGAACGGAUCACGGGGACGCAGCUCCAAAAGUUGAAUGAUUUUCACAACGAGUGCCAGACCAGUGCCAGUGCCAUGGCAUCCAGGUACAAAGGCUGGUCGUGGAUCCCCGACAUCUCGUAUCUACCCGUAGGUUCCAUGGAGAAGACGUGUGUCUGUCAGACAGAAGUGAUGCUGUAUGGUAGCAAUCUGGCAUUAAUCUCGUAUGAUGAGUCGUCGGUUUGGUGCGCCAAAUGGUUUGAAGAGUACAUGGUUCGAGCACAAUCUGCAUUACGGCACCGCCCGGUAGGUAGCACGGUAACGGAUGAUGACCUGCUGGUCCCAGCGCUGCGCCAAGCCGCUCAGUGCGGAAAAUGUGAGGCUGGUAUGGGCGAAAUGCUCCAAUUCAGUCGGGUUUUCUCUGAAGAAAUCGAUAUAGCCGUUCGUGAGAUCGCUGAGAGGGUUUUCGCGGACAUUGGUCCAAGUACCGGUUGAUCUUUCCUGACAAGACAUCGAUAAACAUGGUACCGUCAUCGCUAUCAUAUGUAUACAGUCCUUUUCCGAGACCCACGUUGACCA
This is a messenger RNA of Stereum hirsutum FP-91666 SS1, 1119 nucleotides long. RefSeq lists its product as uncharacterized. The transcript is spliced from 2 exons. Lineage: Eukaryota; Fungi; Basidiomycota; Agaricomycetes; Russulales; Stereaceae. Gene Ontology annotation, molecular function: protein binding. The record is from RefSeq and is a predicted model, not a curated record. The coding region runs from base 1 to 1035 and encodes 344 amino acids.